This is a messenger RNA of Mollisia scopiformis, 942 nucleotides long. RefSeq lists its product as uncharacterized. The transcript is spliced from 5 exons. Lineage: Eukaryota; Fungi; Ascomycota; Leotiomycetes; Helotiales; Mollisiaceae. The record is from RefSeq and is a predicted model, not a curated record. The coding region runs from base 77 to 934 and encodes 285 amino acids.
CGAGGUUCUAAAUAAACAAAACGUUUAGCCUGUCUUCCCUCUACUUUACUGCGAAUUAUAUCCAUUAUACAGCGGAAUGCCACUUAAACUUCUUUAUGAUGGCAAGGGCGCGGAUCAAAGCCUAGAGCCCGAGAUUGAUAUAAUUGCUGUCCAUGGUCUCAAUCCACGCGAUAAAUCUGACGACGCACUGCAAUCAUGGAUCAGAAACGAUCACUUGUGGCUUCGGGACUCCCUUCCCAAAGCCAUACCCGCCUCUCGAAUAAUGCUCUAUAAGUACGAUUCAAGCCAAGUAUUCAAUGCGGACAGAAGCCCUUUCAUUGCCGAAGCAACAGCAUUUCUUGGCAGUCUCUGGGUGAAGAGAAGAGAAUGUCCAAGUCGACCUCUUCUCCUGAUCGGACACAGUCUCGGUGGCAUACUUAUCAAGCAAGCCAUUGUUAAUGCUCACAUGGAUACUAAAUACGAGGACUUGCGCAAUUCGAUCUUUGGUUUGGUUUUCAUGGGCACCCCACACUAUGGAUCGACCAGUCAAUCCAAGACUAUGUUCAGCGAAGCAUGCGCCAAGAUCAUUCGGACGUUGAACACCAGCGUGGCAGAUGGUGUUUUGAGGGCCAUAGAAGAAAAUUCUACCUUUUCGGACAUACUGCAGGACCAUUGGAGAAGUAAGCUUGAAAGCUAUCGAUUUAUCUCAUGUUACGGAACAAAUGACAAUGUUGUGCCUUACGAGUACGCCAGACAAAGUCUGUCUGAUAGCCGAGAAACAGUCAUCAAGCGGACUUCAGACCAUGUUGGAAUCUGUCGCUUUGAUCCAAGCGACGACACAGAUGAAGAAGAAUACGAGGAACUUGUUGUGAACAUGAAAAGUCUAUGUGAAGAUGUGUUGAGAGCAGGUGCGAGUCAUUUGGACCCUUUUAAGCCAAUGAUACGGUCUACAUGAUGUCUCAG